Molecule: messenger RNA, 387 nt
Organism: Puccinia graminis f. sp. tritici CRL 75-36-700-3
Lineage: Eukaryota; Fungi; Basidiomycota; Pucciniomycetes; Pucciniales; Pucciniaceae
Exons: 2
Coding region: 1-387 (128 amino acids)
Source: RefSeq, a predicted model, not a curated record
AUGCCCGUCGGCUUGGAUGAUAUCCCUGCUGAAAGAGUAUGUCAAGACACCGAAUACAAACAUGGGGUAGUAAAUGAACGGAAUGGGCUUGGUCCAUCAACCAGCAAAGAACUCAUUGCCAGUGCAAAACCCAUCGAGCCUGUCUAUAACGGGGAUGAUCUAUUGGCCACUCAGGGACUCAUCCCAGCUGAAAAGUCCAUCGCCGCUGGCCAACCUGCUACCACUGAACAAUCCCAUGUUGCUAAAACACCUGUCGAGUCAUUAGAUGGCCUCUUCAAGCCUCAAGGCCCAACUGGGUCAUCCUUGUAUUCAACUGAUGAGCUUGUUGUGCAUGAACUGGCGCAACUUGGCAAUCUGACUACCUCAAAGAGGCACUGUCCUGCUUGA